This is a messenger RNA of Cuscuta europaea, 3853 nucleotides long. Lineage: Eukaryota; Viridiplantae; Streptophyta; Magnoliopsida; Solanales; Convolvulaceae. The record is from the annotation of a GenBank genome assembly.
UUCCAAAAGCUGUCUCUUACCCUCUUUUACUCCAUCUUUUUUGUUUAACAAUAAACACAAGUGCGGGCGUGUAGCAAGUGUUUAAAUCAUCCACUUUUAUGGGAUUCUAGGCAUUUUCUCACUUCACUGCCGACAGAAAGACUUGGGCUUGCACACAUGAACAUCAAGGCAAAGUAAUUUCCCCUCUCAUUCUAUUUUAUGACUGUUUCAGUGGUGGCUUGAGUGCUGGUUAGGGAUUCCCCACCUUUCACGGCAUGUAUCUCUGUUUAAAGGGUAUCAAAAAUUUACUAGCUUUUAGUUACUAGUUGCUGCAAAGGUUGAAUCUUUGAGAGGGAAAUGUGUUUAGUUUACUUUUUAUUUGCUUGUUACUUCUCUCAGCUCGAUUUGUUGCUUGGGUACCUUUCUAUAUUGUGAGCUUGGGUGAGUUAUGAACUCUAAAGAAUUAGCCCAUUUGGAUUUCCUUGCGUUUCUACAUUGAAAGCUCGAGAUAUACUGAGGAGUGGGGGUUAGGAUGAAGCUUAUUAGGGUUUUAUUAAUGGCUACCCUUCAUUUUGCCCUUUCACUGGGGCAGCUUCCUUCCCAGGACAUUUUGGCACUACUCGAGUUCAAGAAAGGGAUAAAGCAUGACCCAACAGGUUAUGUGAUUCAAUCAUGGAAUUUAGAGUCCAUUGACACCAAUGGCUGCCCUUCUUCUUGGAAUGGCAUAAUGUGUGAUGGUGUUGGUAAUGUUGCAGCUCUUGUGCUUGACAACCUGGGCUUGUCUGCAGAUGAUGUUGAUUUAAGUGUGCUUUCUAACCUCACUAUGCUUGUCAAGCUCUCAUUGUCAAACAAUUCAAUUUCUGGGAAAUUGCCUUGCAACAUUGCAGACUUCAAAAACCUUGAGUAUCUUGAUCUUUCUGACAAUCUGUUUUCCUCCCAUUUGCCACCACAAAUUGGACAGUUAGGGAGUUUGAAAAAUUUAUCUAUAGCCGGAAAUAAUUUAUCAGGUUCCCUUUCAGAUAUUACCCUUUCGGGGCUAACCUCAAUAAAGUCAUUGGAUUUAAGCCGUAAUUCCUUCUCUGGGGUCCUACCAUCUUCUUUGACCAAGCUAAGAGGUCUGGUUUAUCUUAAUCUAUCCAAGAAUGGGUUCACUGGAAAUAUUCCUAAAGGAUUUGAGAAUCUGGAAAAUCUUGAGGUUCUUGAUUUGCAUGGUAAUGUGCUUGGUGGUGAAUUAGAUUCAAUGCUAUUGCUGCUUACCACUGCAAGUCAUGUUGAUCUCAGUGGGAAUAUGCUUGUGACUUCUGCUGCUUCUCAUAAAUUUCUGCCUAAUGGCAUUUCAGAAAGCGUUCAGUAUUUGAAUCUGAGUGGUAAUCAGCUUAGUGGAUCAAUUAUGAGUGGGGAUGAAGCGGAAAUGUUUGGGAACUUGAAGGUUCUUGAUUUGAGCUUCAAUCAGCUCUCUGGGGAAUUGCCUGGCUUCCAUUUUGUUUAUGAUCUUCAGGUUCUUAAACUUGGCAACAAUAGGUUCUCUGGAUUCAUCCCCAGUGAUCUCCUAAAAGGAGACACGUUGGUACUAACAGAGUUGGAUUUAAGUGCCAAUAAACUCACAGGGACUGUAAACACGAUAACCUCAACCGCGUUGCGAGUCCUUAACCUAUCCUCAAAUUCACUCUCCGGUGAGCUUCCAUCAGCAACAGGAAGUUGUACAGUUCUUGAUCUCUCAAAAAACCGGUUCGAAGGAAACCUAAGCAGAAUGCACAGAUGGGGAGACAUUGAACUACUCGAUCUCAGCCGGAACCGAUUGACCGGACCCAUCCCUGAAAUCACACCCCAAUUCCUCCGUUUAAAUUACCUAAACCUCUCUGGCAACAACUUGUCCGGUUCUCUCCCAAAACUUCUCUCCCAGUUCCCUAAACUUACAGUCCUCGACCUAAGCUUCAACCGGUUCGACGGACCUUUUCUAACUGCUCUUCUUACGCUAUCGCCUUCCCUCAAAGAACUUUACCUGCAGUGCAAUGCCUUAUCUGGAGCCAUUGAUUCAUUCUCUCCUCCUCUAUCUUACAACACUUCAAAUCUUCAUGUUCUUGAUGUAUCUUAUAAUCAGCUUUCGGGCCCGUUUCCGGGUGGAUUCGGAUCGUUGGUUGGGCUUCAAGUGGUUGACAUGGCGGGAAAUAGAUUUUCUGGUUCUCUACCAAUAUCUGUUGGUAAUAUAACCACUCUAAGCUUCCUUGAUCUCUCACAUAACCAUUUUACCGGUCCAUUGCCAAACAAUCUGCCAAAGAGCAGCCUUCAGAUCUUUAAUGCAUCAUACAAUGAUUUCUCUGGGCUUAUACCGGAAAGUUUGAUGAGUUUUCCGAAGUCGUCUUUCUACCCCGGCAAUUCAGGGCUAGAGUUUCCAAAUGCAAGCAACAUCCAAAUGGGGAAUUGCAAAAGGAAAAAUCUGAGAACAUUCAUGAAUGUCGUGAUAAUAGUUUCUUGUGUCUUGGCAGUAGCUAUCUUGAUCUCUCUUAGCGUUUUUGUUUACUACAUGCACAAAUCCAGAUCACGAACCGUUUCCAACCCGUCAGGCCUUUUUAACAGAAGGGACGGUAAUUUAGUAAUUUCCGCAGAAGAUCUUAUGAACUCACGAGUGGGAGAAUCAUUGGAACCCGAAAAGAAAGUGGGGGUUGCCAUAGCUGCAAGCUUCUCGCCUGCUAAAACCAGCCAUCUCUCUUGGUCAUCGGAAUCUCCAGAUCAGCUGCCCGGUGAGCUCUACUUUUUAGAUGAUACCGUAUCAUUUGCCCCUCAGGAACUAUCAAAGGCCCCGGCUGAGGUUUUGGGCAGAAGCAGCCAUGGAACAUCCUAUAAGGCAACCUUGGAGUGUGGCAUGGUUUUGACUGUUAAGUGGUUGAGGGAAGGAGUGGCAAAAGAGAAGAAGGAUUUUGCAAAGGAGGCUAAGAAGUUUGUUAAUAUUAGACAUCCGAAUGUGGCGGGACUAAGAGGAUACUACUGGGGACCCACACUGCAUGAGAAGCUUAUUCUUUCUGAUUACAUAUCUCCUGGAAGCUUAGCAUGUUUCCUCUAUGACCGAGCGGGAAGAACAGGUGUAUUAACGUGGCCUCAAAGGCUCAAGAUAGCUGUUGAUGUUUCGCGGGGUCUAAACUAUCUCCAUUUGGAUCGCGAGUUUCCACACGGAAAUCUCAAAGCAAGCAAUGUAAUGUUGGAUGGUCAGGAUCUCAAUGCACGCAUUGCAGAUUACGGUCUACACCUCCUAAUGACCCAAGCAGGCACAACCCAACAGAUCCUUGACGCUGGGGCCUUGGGGUACCUCUCACCAGAGUUGGCUGCCCAAAAGAAGCCAAUGCCGUCCUUCAAAUCAGACGUAUACGCUCUUGGAGUGAUCUUGUUGGAGCUCUUGACGGGGAAAUGUGCAGGUGAGAGUGGUGUGAUGGUGUCGGAUGGUGGGGCCAGUUUGACAGAUUGGGUAGAGUCCAAGGUGGGUGAGGGUCGUGGUUCCGAUUGCUAUGAUGCGCUGUUGUUGCCUGAAAUGGGGAACCCGUUGACAGAGAAGCAAAUGAAGGAGGUGAUGAAAGUAGGAGUGAGGUGCAUAUGCUCCUCAUCUGGAAGGAGGCCGGAUAUCAAAACUGUAUAUGAGGAUCUGUCUUCUAUAUAGUUUUAUAUGUUCUCUUUUUAGUACUCUCUGAACAUGUAUUUUAGCACUGAUGAGCUGCUGCUUUUUGUUAAGUUUUGUAGUUGUGAGUUGGAAUAAGCUGCGAUUUGUAAAAAGCUAUUCCAGCCUAUUUAAUUGAGCAGCUUUGACUUCCAUCCGUUCUAAUUUGAUCUUCUUCAAAACUUUAUGCAUUUUUAGCCAAUAAAAUAGUUUUGUUGAGAUUUGUUU